Molecule: messenger RNA, 646 nt
Organism: Maylandia zebra (zebra mbuna)
Lineage: Eukaryota; Metazoa; Chordata; Actinopteri; Cichliformes; Cichlidae
Source: RefSeq, a predicted model, not a curated record
CAGGUGUAUAAACAUUGAAUGAAAACACAGAGAGUCACUACUACCCAGUAAAACAGGCAAGUUGUGGAGAAAAAUGAAUGCCAUCCAGGUGAUUUCCCUCACUUGGCUGUCCAUUGUGGCAGCCGGUGCUCAGUCUAUAAAACCAGGAAGAUGCCCCGUGCCUGCCGUUCAGGAGAAAUUUGAUGCUGCAAGGUAUCUUGGUAAAUGGCAUGAGAUCCAGAGACUGUCGAACAGCUUCCAGAAGGGCCAGUGCAGCACUGCCACCUACAGCCUGCAAAGCCCAGGAGUCGUUGGUGUCCUCAACAAGGAGCUGCUUCCUGACGGUACCAUUGACAGCAUCAACGGCACUGCCAAGGCCGCAAGUUCAUCUGAGCCUGCCAAGCUGCUGGUCACCUUCUUUGAGAACACCCCUCCUUCCCCGUACUGGGUUCUGUCCACCGACUACGACAACUUCGCCCUGGUCUACAGCUGUACUGAAAUCGAAUCGUUACAUGGGGAGUUCAUCUGGAUCCUGAGCAGAAAUCCCAGCCUUCCUAAGGAGACCCUGGAGGAGCUGCAGAGCAUCCUGUCAUCUUUUGGAGCCAGUGUGGAGAAGCUGCUUGACACCAAUCAGGACAGAGAUUACUGCAGAGUCAUGCACGAGUAA